AUGGGGAAGCCACGGAUGAUCAUUCUAGUGCGCCAUGCACAGUCAGAAGGCAACAAAAACCGCGACAUUCAUCAAACUAUUCCAGACCACCGUGUGAAACUCACUCCUGAAGGAUAUCGACAAGCCCAAGAUGCAGGCCAUCGACUGCGUGACCUUCUCCAACCAGACGACAAACUUCACUUUUUUACCUCUCCAUAUCGGCGGACAAGAGAGACUACCGAGGGAAUCAUUGAAUCCCUAACUUCCGAUACACCCUCUCCUUCGCCUUUCUCAAGACACACAAUCAAAGUUUAUGAAGAACCCCGGCUGCGGGAACAAGAUUUCGGUAAUUUUCAGCCAUGUUCCACAGAGAUGGAGCGCAUGUGGAUGGAGCGGGCAGAUUACGGUCAUUUCUUCUACCGGAUUCCCAAUGGCGAGUCCGCAGCAGAUGCAUAUGAUCGAGUGAGUGGGUUUAACGAGUCCCUCUGGCGCCAGUUCGGCGAGGAUGACUUUGCAAACGUCUGUGUUCUUGUUACGCACGGCCUCAUGGCAAGAGUAUUUCUCAUGAAGUGGUAUCAUUGGAGCGUGGAAUACUUUGAGGAUCUUCGCAACAUCAAUCAUUGCGAGUUCCUUAUCUUGACUCACAACCCAGAAAAUGGCAAAUACACACUACAAAACAAGCUUCGCACCUGGUCAGAUCUCCGAAAAGAUCGAGAGAUUGAAAAUGCAGCCAAAGAGGAGGUCCCUGCGCCUAUCCCGUCUGCUGGUCAAGUCGGCAUCACAGACCAUAUCCCCAUUCGGCGCAAGUGGGGGGCUGUCCCGACGGCUCAUGGUUAUGCUCAAGCAAAGCACGCAGAUGACCAUGCAGGCACUUUUGGCUCCAAACUUCACAAAUCUAUAUCUAUCGACGAGGUGAUAUCGUCCUCAGAAGACAGUGUGGUCCAGAAUGACACCAGCCGCAAAGCCAGCGCUCGGCAUGUCUCCAACCCGCAGCACACACUUGGCCACGAUGACAACGGAGACACCACGAAGCAAUACGAAUCUGCCUCAGAAGCCCGGCCAACCGUGAAUCCAUUGAAUCCAAAACGACCGAACUUCCACGGACUGAAACGAAAUAGCGAAGAUCAUCUCCUCCACCAACCAACAGCCACAUCUUCAGCAUCAGCGCACCUAAAGUACGCCCUCCUCCACCUCGGCGGCCGUGACGGCGGAGGCUCCAUGAGCGGAGCAAACAGCCUCGCUCCAUCCGACGACGAAGGCGACGAUCACGAUCACCACCGCCACGCUGCAUUAACCUCUCCCAACCUCGCCACUGACAAUUUGUCCCAUUCGAACCAGCAGCACUUCGAAUUCCCGUCCAGCGAGCAAACCCAACGGCCAUCUCCCUCUCAGGAGCUCGAAGAUGAUGGCGACGACGAGAUGAGUGGCAAUCGCACCGAGAAAUUGAAGAAGACUCGCCUACACCAUCACCAUCACCACUAUCAUCAACACCAUCUUUCUUCUUCCACCGACCAAUCUGAGCACCGCAUGGCCAAUAUCCUAGGCGAUGGAGAUGAGUCGUCCAGCCACUCAGAAUCACAGGCGCAAAGACCAGAGAGUUCGUCAACGGAUUCCCCAUCUCAUCUCCACAUCGAGGAAUUAUCCUUAGAAGAGCAACAAAAGCAUGAUCAGGGCAUUCAAGGGAGCGUCUACUAA
Molecule: messenger RNA, 1674 nt
Organism: Penicillium concentricum
Lineage: Eukaryota; Fungi; Ascomycota; Eurotiomycetes; Eurotiales; Aspergillaceae
Product: acid phosphatase DET1
Exons: 3
Coding region: 1-1674 (557 amino acids)
Molecular function (GO): phosphatase activity
Source: RefSeq, a predicted model, not a curated record